AUGGCAACCGAGGGAGCCGGCAACCUGGCUUCCGGAAGCUGGAGAGUAGAGCUUGGAAGCUGCGCCGGUCAAAGGAUGCUGAGCUCGGAGCGCCUAGCCCUACCGGACUACGAGUAUCUGGCCCAGCGACAUGUCCUCACAUACAUGGAGGAUGCAGUGUGCCAGCUGCUAGAGAACAAGGAAGAUAUUAGCCAAUAUGGCAUUGCCAGGUUCUUCACUGAAUAUUUUAACAGUGUAUGUCAGGGAACUCACAUUCUCUUUCGGGAAUUCAGCUUCAUCCAAGCCACCCCUCACAAUAGGGCAUCAUUCUUACGGGCCUUCUGGAGAUGCUUCCGAACUGUGGGCAAAAAUGGCGAUUUGCUGACCAUGAAAGAAUAUCACUGUUUGCUGCAAUUACUGUGCCCGGAUUUCCCGCUGGAGCUCACUCAGAAAGCAGCCAGGAUUGUGCUCAUGGACGAUGCCAUGGACUGCCUGAUGUCUUUUUCAGAUUUCCUUCUUGCCUUCCAGAUCCAGUUUUACUACUCAGAAUUCCUGGAGAGCGUGGCUGCCAUCUAUCAGGACCUGCUGUCAGGCAAGAACCCCAAUGCAGUGAUUGUGCCAACGUCGUCCAGCGGGCAGCAGCGCCAGCGGCCAACCUUGGGCGAGGCCGGCAUGCUGGAGGGAGUGGAGGCGUCGCUGUUCUCCCAGUGCCUGGAGAACUUGUGUGACAGGCACAAGUACAGCUGCCCACCCUUAGCCCUUGUCAAAGAGGUCCUAAGCAACGUUCAGAGACUGACCUUCUAUGGAUUCCUUGUGGCUCUCUCAAAGCAUCAUGGAAUCAACCAAGCCCUAGGAGCUCUGCCUGACAAAGGGGACCUGAUGCACGACCCAGCCAUGGAUGAGGAGCUAGAACGGCUGCUGGCCCAAGUCCCAGGCCUGGUCAACUCAGUCACUGCCGGUUCAGAGGCCAGUUGCCUGCCUUCCAGGACCCCUCCCCGGGUUGGCUCCCCCUGGAGACCCCUCCAUCACAUCCGCAAAGUGGAUGCAGAGAGCGAUGGCUCCACUGAAGAGACAGACGAGUCUGAGACUUGAGGAGUCUGAAGGGUUCUGUCUACAACACCCUGUAGCCUGCUCCCACCCAGCCCUUGGGACUCUCACCCCACCUCCUCUCCCACGCCUGUGCCAUGCUGCCCUCUGCUGGUGAAAAGGCCCGAUAAGGGCCCUAGCCCAAAGACCUACCAGAGGAGUUCUGAUGAUCAACCAAACCAAACAGUGACCCUAAAAAGUUAAGAGCCUUCUCUCCCUUGCCCUGUCAGCCUUUGCGCUUUAGUCAGGCCCCAAGCUGACAGCAGAUUGAGCGGAGGCCACAGGGAAAUUGACUUGGCCUUAGCUUUUUGCUGACAGCUCCCACAUAAGGGUCAUCUGACAGCAACUCCAGGAAGGGGGAGACCCUGAAUAACCAUGCAGAGCCUUGCAUGAUCAAGGGUGACAAUACAGUGAUGCAAUUAUUGGGAGGACACAGCCACUAGCCAUGACAGGAUGAAGGGCGGGCAAGAUGACAAUUUCACUUUCAAAAUCUGCUUCAAGUCUCCUGUGUCUAAUACUUAAGUAUGUGAAAUGAAUAAAGUCCUUUGUCUGGUAAGUGGUGAGUCUAAGGCCACUAGACUGAGGAGGGGGUGAAGGGAAGGGGCGAGUUUGGGUUUUUGGUGCUCAGUCUCAGCUUUUCUGGCAGGACUGGGAGGUGGGGAGGACCUCUCAAGCCUGGAGACCUGCCUCAGAUAACGAGCAGAGGGGCUUACCUCCUGCACAUGACAGCAGCCUUUCAAAGGAAAGGUGCUCACAGCUGGAAUGGGCCUUCAGAAAACAAGCUCACAGGGUUCAAGGCUGGGUUCCCAUGACUUUAAAGACACUG
Messenger RNA from Diceros bicornis minor, 1891 nucleotides. It is a transcript of the gene CSTPP1, whose product is annotated as centriolar satellite-associated tubulin polyglutamylase complex regulator 1. Lineage: Eukaryota; Metazoa; Chordata; Mammalia; Perissodactyla; Rhinocerotidae. Bases 1 to 1071 code for a protein of 356 amino acids. The record is from RefSeq and is a predicted model, not a curated record. The transcript is spliced from 9 exons.